AUGGAUGAAACAAAAGUAUUAAUAGAACUUUCAAAAGACGAUCCAGAGUUCAAAAAGUCGAAACAAUUGGCAAAAGACAUCUGCCAAAAAAUACAAAUAUUCCUGCAGGAAUAUACACUUUCGUUGAUUUUUUGGACUGGAUUAGAUGAGAUCUCUGCUCAAGAGGCAAUCUAUGUACUGACUGGUUUACCGCUGUCACGAGCUAGUGAAGCUGCAAUGUACAUAAACACUAGUUUGCCACAAAAGCGAGUGCAUAUUUUAAAAAGUUACCUUGAAUUGCAAAGCCUCGAACCUGAUUCUUCCGAUAUAUUCCAAAAGGGUAUUAUUGAUUAUUAUUCAAAACGACCACUAUCGUUAGAAAACAUAAGUCUUUCCCAUUUUGUAGCAUAUUACACCUAUUCCAAAAAAACUCAUUCAGCUAGUUCAAUAGAAACUCUCAAUGACAGUUCUCAAGCAAUUGAUUAUUCCCAGGCUGUUGAAGAAGUUGAAGCGGAAGGGAAUUGGAUUCCUUUGCAAGAUAAUUUAGGAUACAUACGGAAAAGAACUAAAACUCGAGUAAUACGAUUUCGCCGGUACAGUUACAUUGAUGAUCCAGACAAUUUCUAUAGGGAACAGAUAAUGCUAUACAUCCCUUGGCAAACCGAGGAGGAAGAAUUACUAAAUCCCAACAUAAAUAUAAAGGACAUAUUUGAUGAGUAUAAAGAAAGAAUAAAGGCCGAAAGUAAACAAUUCAAUAAACUAGGUGAUGCUGAAAUGUUUGAAACAUUGCUAACAGAAAUAAGAAAUGUAGAAUUAAUAAACGAAGAAGAAGAUUUGCAAGGAAGAGGAGUCAACGUGGAUGUAUUUGAAGGCUUUGAAUUUGAGACGCAAACAGUAGAUAUAGCAGAAGACCUCAUUCCAGCCGGAAAUCUCGGGCCGCAAUUGUGUGGUGACCCCUCAACUUUCAUUGCGCAACCGCCUCUCUUGUCCCAUGACGAUUUUUUGAUUCUAACUAGAAAACUAAAUGAUGCUCAAAGAGACACAGAAGCUGGUAGUAAUCCCGAUGAAUUAAAAAUACUUUUAACAGCCUUUACCGGUAAAGCUGCAUUCGGAAUAGGACGGAAAACAAUCCAUAGCGCAAUUGGACUUCCAGUGUCUCAAGUGGGCAAUAUCUUACCAGAGCUGUCGCCAGCAGAAAUAGCAGGUACGCCGCUUUGGGAUUUAUUUGUACUGAGAGAACUUAAAGAAAUAAUGCGUCAAAGGGAUGAUGUUGCCUUUGCAACGGCUUUAAAUAAUAUGGCUAGUGGAUGUAUGUCACCUGAAGAUGUCAAUUUAAUUGAAGGUCAGUGCUUUAGUAACUCAUCACUUCCAGACACGUGUAAAGGCGCAGUUCAUCUAUUCAGCAGUAACCGAGAAGUUGAUGAUCAUAAUUCUAAAAUACUCUCAAAUAUGACUACCGAAGGAGUGAUAUCCCGGGCUGUGGAUACAGUAAGUGGCGAAGCUAAUCCUGCUAUGAAAGAAAAAGCUCUAAACACAGUUGCCAAGUUACCUACGUCUCAAACCUACGGAUUACCUAAUGCUAUAACUUUAAAAGUCACGGCUAAAUAUAUAUAUGACAGUAAAUAUUAA
Messenger RNA from Parnassius apollo (apollo), 1608 nucleotides. The record is from the annotation of a GenBank genome assembly. NCBI's taxonomy places the organism in Eukaryota, Metazoa, Arthropoda, Insecta, Lepidoptera, Papilionidae.